This is a messenger RNA of Pseudozyma flocculosa PF-1, 1755 nucleotides long. RefSeq lists its product as uncharacterized. Gene Ontology annotation, cellular component: membrane. The transcript has 2 exons. Gene Ontology annotation, molecular function: carbohydrate:proton symporter activity. Bases 1 to 1755 code for a protein of 584 amino acids. The record is from RefSeq and is a predicted model, not a curated record. Gene Ontology annotation, biological process: carbohydrate transport; transmembrane transport. Lineage: Eukaryota; Fungi; Basidiomycota; Ustilaginomycetes; Ustilaginales; Ustilaginaceae.
AUGGCCCCCUUCGCCAGCAGCCAAGGCGGAUCGGGUGUCGAGGCGACCCUCGCCGCUCGCCGCAUCGAACUCGCCGGCUCCCCCGGUCUCGCCGGACUACUCAAGAACGGCCGCACCACUUCGAUCGCCGUCUUUGCUUCGCUCGGCGGCCUCGUCUAUGGCUUCAACCAGGGUCUCUUCGGCCAGAUCCUCUCCAUGAACUCGUUUGCCCGAGCCAGCGGUGUCACGGGCAUCGAGAACGCCACCCUCAGUGGUCUGCUCACCAGUAUCCUCGAGCUUGGCGCUUGGGUCGGUGUCCUCGCCAACGGCUACCUCGCCGACAGGCUCGGUCGCAAGCUCUGUACCGUCCUCGCCUGCUUCAUCUUCAUCAUCGGUGUCAUCAUCCAGGCCUGCACCCACGGAGGCAAUUAUGACUACAUCCUCGCCGGCCGUACCGUCACCGGUCUCGGCGUCGGCUCCCUCAGCAUGGUCGUCCCCCUUUACAACGCCGAACUGGCUGCUCCUGAGAUCCGAGGCUCUCUCGUCUCCCUGCAGCAGCUCGCAAUCACCUUCGGCAUCAUGAUCAGCUACUGGAUCACAUACGGCACCAACUACAUCGGCGGUACGGGCGAGGGACAGAGCUCGGCUGCCUGGCUCAUUCCCAUCACAAUCCAGAUCCUGCCGGCCUUGAUCCUGGCCGCCGGCAUGGCCUUUGUCGUACCCGAGUCUCCCCGCUGGCUCAUGAAUGAGGGCCGCGAUCAAGAGGCGCUCAACGUCAUCGCCAACCUCCGUCGCCUUCCGGAGAAGGACCUGCUCGUCCAGAUGGAGUAUCUCGAGCUCAAGGCCCAGAAGCUCUUCGAGAUGCGCCUGUCGCAGCACGACUUCCCGCACCUCCAGGGCGACUCGGCGGGCAGCAAGUUCAAGCUCGGUCUGGCGCAGUACAAGAGCCUGUUUGCCAACCCGAGCAACCUCAGGCGAACGCUCGUCGCCAUCCUCGUCAUGUUCUUCCAGCAGUGGACGGGCGUCAACUUCAUCCUGUACUACGCGCCCUUCAUCUUCCAGUCGAUCGGCCUCGACAGCUCCAACACCAUCUCGCUGCUCGCCUCGGGCGUCGUCGGCGUGGCCAUGUUCCUCGCCACAAUCCCCGCCGUCCUCUACGUCGACAGCUGGGGACGCAAGCCUACGCUCAUCGUCGGCGCCAUCUGCAUGGGUGUCUGCCACCUAUCGGUCGCCAUCAUCAUUGCCACCUGCUCCGACAACUGGGCCGCCCACACGGCCGCCGGCUGGGUCGCCUGCGUCUUCAUCUGGCUCUUUGCCGUCGCCUUCGGCUUCUCGUGGGGUCCCUGCGCCUGGGUCGUCGUGGCCGAGGUCUUCCCGCUCGGCCUGCGCGCCAAGGGCGUCAGCCUGGGCGCCAGCAGCAACUGGCUCAACAACUUUGCCGUCGCCAUGUCGACGCCCGACUUUGUCAAGGCGGCCAAGUACGGCGCCUACAUCUUCCUCGGCCUCAUGUCCAUCAUCGGCGCCGCCUACGUCUACUUUUUCGUACCGGAAACCAAGCAGCGCACGCUCGACGAGCUCGACGAGCUCUUCGGCGACAACUCGGGCCGCUCCAAGUGGGAGGCCGAGCAGAUGCUCCAGGCCCAGCGCGAGGUCGGCCUGCUCCGCCUCGCCGGCAUCACCGAGGCCGGCGACGCGCUCCCCAUCAACGAAAAGGAGAAGGACGACGACUCGUCCAGCCACGGCAAGAAGGACGACCUCGACGUCCACACCGCCUAG